AUGGCAAAAGACACCCUCAAGUCGGCGCAAGAUGUCUCGGCAUCGAAGAAGUCGGAGUCGAAGCUGAAGCACGCAAAAGACGCCGACGCCGAGGCACAGCACGAUGAACAAUCCACAUCCGCCAAUACCAAAUCCGAAUCCAAGGACAAGAAAAAGCGCAAGAAGUCGAGCGAGGACGGCGAAUCGACCAAAAAGAAACGGCGACACGACGAGGAGGACUCUACACAAAAGAAAAAGAAGAAGCGAGUCUCCUUCGGAGCGGGUACCAAGACCGAGGAUGGGUCCGGCGACGACAGCAGCGAGACGGUAACAGGCGCCGAGGAAACCGAGUCCGAGCCCAAAGCAGACGAAGCCGCCGAAGCCGAAGCCGCGUUGGAGGAAAUGAAGAAGCGCAAGCGCGAGAAGAAAAAGGAGCGCAAGAGUGGCACUCCAUCUACUGAUCAGAUCCACGAAACCCCUAUCCUGUCAUAUCUGAACCGCUACUACCGGGACCGGGAUUCGUGGAAGUUUCAGAAGAACCGCGAGACGAAUAUCUUCAAGCACCUCUACUCGCUGGAGCAUGUUCCUGCGCCAUUCAACGCUGCGCUUUUGGCGUAUUUGAAAGGCUUGAAGGGUGACAUGGCGAAGAUGCGGUUGAGUCAGGGUGCGGUAGCGGUUCUCAAGAGUGAAAUGGACCAGCCUGCGGAUGCCGAGUAUGAACAGGCUGUUGAGGAGUUCCGAUCGGUCUUGUCAGCGGGUGGUGAUGGCGUUAAUGGGGCUGCUGGAGAUGGCUUGAGCGCCGAUGCUAAGAAGCGUCUCCAGAAGAGGCAGCGUGCGGAGCUGGUCUUCUUCGCUGUUACUGCGAAGCUGUUUACCAACGAGGAAAUGCGGGAGCAGCAGAAGGCUGCGGCUAAGGAGCGCGCUAAGGAGGCUGCCAAGUUGAAGAAGAGGAAGAACAGAACAGCUAUUGUGGAUAUCUCGAGCAGCAGUGAAAGCGAUGGUGAUAGCGAUGACGAGGACAAGCCAAAGCCAGCUACCAAGGCCAAGCCUGCGGCUAAGUCUGCUCCGUCUGAUACCAGCAGCGAUGGAACGAGCAGCGACGAAAGCACGAGCAGCAGCGGCAGUGAUUCCUCAAGCGGCGACAGUGAUGAUGAAGCCCCUGCCCCCAAGAACAAGCCUGCUGCAAACCCUACAAAGGCCAAGAAGGAGAAGCGUGCUAAGCCCGCCAAGGUGGAGGAAGCUGUACCGUCGAAGAACAAGAAGAAGCAGAAGCGGAAACUGCGCACUGUCAACGUUGAGAUCUCGAGCAGCGAGAGCGAUAGUGAUUAA
Messenger RNA from Penicillium cinerascens, 1308 nucleotides. RefSeq names its product WKF domain-containing protein. NCBI's taxonomy places the organism in Eukaryota, Fungi, Ascomycota, Eurotiomycetes, Eurotiales, Aspergillaceae. The record is from RefSeq and is a predicted model, not a curated record. Bases 1 to 1308 code for a protein of 435 amino acids. The transcript has a single exon.